Molecule: messenger RNA, 6276 nt
Organism: Cavia porcellus (domestic guinea pig)
Lineage: Eukaryota; Metazoa; Chordata; Mammalia; Rodentia; Caviidae
Gene: Ercc6
Product: ERCC excision repair 6, chromatin remodeling factor
Exons: 21
Coding region: 398-4819 (1473 amino acids)
Biological process (GO): transcription-coupled nucleotide-excision repair
Cellular component (GO): nucleus
Molecular function (GO): ATP binding; ATP-dependent chromatin remodeler activity
Source: RefSeq, a predicted model, not a curated record
CACCUGAGUUGCUAGCUGGCCGCGCUGGGUCCCGGGUCAAUGGGGCUCGCUGGGAAAGUGGGGACUGGUGCUGUUUAGUCUGCGUUGCAUUCCGGGGGGGUUUGGGAGACAGAGUCGGCUGGCGCACGUCGGGGGCCGGCCACGGACUCGAGAUGACUGCGCGAGGACUACUUAGCCGUCCCCUCCCAGCGUCCUGACUUGGUUUCCUGUGGCAUCCUCGUCCCCUCCGCUGCCCCGUUCCAAGCUGUCACUCUCUCUGGCAUCUCCCGGUGUCGCCGCCUUGUUCCAUCGACAGCUGUGCCUGUAGCGUAGCCCAGCUGGGCUGUUGUAACAGACACACAUCGGGCCAUGCCGUCGUAGCCCUGCUUAAAAAUCCUUCCCUUUCAGUUUGUGAAGGAUGCCGAGUGAGGGGAGCCCCCACUGCUGUCAGACCCAGGAGCAGGAGCCUGUGCGGAGUCCGCGGGUCGGAGCUGAGGAGGGUGCGCCUGUGGAGCAGGAGCAGGAGCAUGGGGGUGCCGCCGAGGCCGGGGAGUGCCCGCCCUCCCCUUCCUCUGCCUGUGGGCCGUCCACCUCUGCCGAGGACUGCACCUCAGCAGCCGUGAGGAGAGGCCCGGCCCUGCUGCACAUCGACAGACAUCAGAUCCCGGCAGUGGAGCCCAGUGCGCAGGCCCUGGAGCUGCAGGGCCUGGGCGUGGAUGUGUAUGACCAGGCCGUGCUGGAGCAGGGUGUGCUUCAGCAGGUGGACAGCGCCCUGCACGAGGCCAGCCGUGCCACCCAGCUCGCAGAUGCUGAGAAGGAGUAUCAUGCGGUCCUGGAUGACCUCACGUCAUGUACGACAUCUCUGAGGCAAAUUGAUAAAAUUAUUGAGCAACUCAGCCCUCAGGCUGCCACCAACAGAGACGUCAACAGGAAACUGGAUUCUGUAAAGCGACAGAAGCAUAAUAAGGAGCAGCAGCUGAAGAAGAUCACAGCAAAGCAGAAGCGCCUCCAGGCCGUCCUCGGGGGAGCGGCCGUGAGAGUGGAGCUGGACCACGGCAGCCUAGAGCAGGAGGAUGCAGAGCCAGGCCCGUCCUGCCUUGGCAGCAUGCUCAUGCCCGCCCAGGAGACCGCAUGGGAGGAGCUCAUCCGCACCGGCCAGAUGACGCCGUUCGGUACCCAGGUCCCUCAGAAAACAGAGAAGAAGCCUAGGAAGCUCAUGCUCAACGAGGCGUCAGGCUUCGAGAAGUACCUGGCGGACCAAGCCAAGCUGUCUUUUGAGAGGAGGAAGCAAGCUGCCAGUAGGAGAGCAUCCAGGAAAGCCCCGGCCUCGGCCCAGUCCGAGCCAGGCGCGCCAGCCAGGGAAAGCGAGCCGAAGCCCAGGAGCAAGGCUCUGUCGCAGGCAGACCGGCGCCUGCAGAAGCACCUCAGGAAGCUCCAGAGGAGGGCGCUGCAGCUGCAGUUCCAGGGCAGGCCGGGGCAGCCCAGGGGGAAGAGGCCCCCGGAGGGAGACUCCAAGGGAGGCUCGGAGGGUGAGGAGCCCCGGGCCUGCCCCCCGGAGCCCCUGGAGCUCGAUCGGGCGGCAGAGGGAGCCGGGGAGGAGGUCGGGGCCAGCCCGUCCGCAGAAGGCGCGGACUGUGAGCCGAGGCCUGUGCCCAGGGCCCAGAAGCGCCGGCGGAAAGCCCUGGUGCAGGGCAGCGAUGAUGACUUUUCGCCGAGUUCCGGGGAAGAGGCCGAGGCCGAGGCCGCAGGAAAGGGAGGAGGACCCAGUCGCAAGGCGGUGCGCUGCCGGGACGAUGGCGAUGGAGAGCAUUACAAGCAGCGGCUGAGGAGGUGGAAUAAACUUAGAUUGCGGGACAAAGAGGAACGUCUGAAGCUUGAAGAUGACUCAGAAGAGAGUGAUGCAGAAUUUGACGAAGGCUUUAAAGUACCAGGUUUUCUGUUCAGAAAGCUCUUUAAGUACCAGCAGACAGGUGUUAGGUGGCUGUGGGAAUUGCACUGCCAGCAGGCAGGAGGAAUUCUGGGAGACGAGAUGGGAUUGGGCAAGACCAUCCAGAUAAUUGCCUUCUUGGCAGGUCUGAGCUACAGCAAGAUCAGGACUCGCGGUUCAAAUUACAGGUUCGAGGGGCUGGGCCCCACCAUGAUCGUCUGCCCGACGACGGUGAUGCACCAGUGGGUGAAGGAGUUCCACACGUGGUGGCCUCCCUUCCGAGUGGCGAUUCUACACGAAACCGGCUCCUAUGCCCACAGGAAGGAGAAGCUAAUUCGAGACAUUGCUCAUUGUCACGGAAUCUUGAUCACUUCUUACUCCUACGUCCGGCUGAUGCAGGAUGACAUUAGCAGGCACGACUGGCACUAUGUGAUCUUGGACGAAGGGCACAAAAUUCGAAACCCCAACGCUGCCAUCACCCUGGCUUGCAAACAGUUCCGCACGCCUCAUCGGAUCAUCUUGUCCGGCUCACCAAUGCAGAACAACCUCCGAGAGCUGUGGUCGCUCUUUGACUUUGUCUUCCCCGGAAAGUUGGGCACCUUGCCCGUGUUUAUGGAGCAGUUCUCCGUCCCCAUCACCAUGGGGGGAUACGCCAAUGCUUCUCCUGUGCAGGUGAAAACUGCUUACAGAUGUGCCUGUGUCUUACGGGACACCAUCAACCCGUACCUGCUGCGGAGGAUGAAGUCGGACGUGAAGAUGAGCCUGUCUUUGCCAGAUAAAAACGAACAGGUCUUAUUUUGCCGCCUUACAGAUGAGCAGCAUAAAGUCUACCAGAAUUUCAUUGAUUCUAAAGAAGUUUACCAGAUUCUCAAUGGGGAGAUGCAGAUUUUUUCUGGACUUGUAGCCCUGAGAAAAAUCUGCAACCACCCUGACCUCUUUUCUGGAGGCCCCAAGAAUCUCGGCGGUCUCCCCGAUGAGGAGCUGGAAGAGGGUCAAUUCGGGUACUGGAAGCGUUCGGGGAAGAUGAUUGUUGUCGAGUCUUUGCUGAAAAUAUGGCACAGACAGGGUCAGCGAGUACUGCUCUUCUCUCAGUCCAGACAGAUGCUGCACAUCCUGGAAGUGUUCCUGAGAGCCCGGGGGUACUCCUAUCUCAAGAUGGAUGGGAGCACCACCAUCGCCUCUCGGCAGCCGCUGAUCACCAGAUACAACCAGGACACGUCCAUCUUCGUGUUUCUCCUGACCACGCGUGUGGGCGGCCUAGGCGUUAACCUGACCGGGGCCAACAGGGUGAUCAUCUACGACCCUGACUGGAACCCGAGCACUGAUACACAGGCCCGGGAGCGAGCGUGGAGGAUCGGCCAGAAGCGGCAGGUGACUGUGUACCGGCUCCUGACGGCGGGCACCAUCGAGGAGAAGAUCUACCACCGGCAGAUCUUCAAGCAGUUUCUGACCAACAGAGUGCUAAAAGAUCCAAAGCAGAGGCGGUUUUUCAAGUCCAAUGACCUUUACGAGCUGUUUACUCUGACAAGCCCCGACUCGACCCAGAGCACGGAAACAAGCGCUAUUUUUGCAGGAACUGGCUCGGAUGUUCCAACGCCCAGACGCCAUCUGAAAAGGAGGACUCCGCCGGCCUUCGGGGCAGACCAGGAUGCUCCGAAGUGCGGGAGGUUCCCAGAUUCUGCCACACGUACAGGCGCAGCCACUCCGGCCAAGGCUAAACCCAAGGCAAUCGGGGCUGAAGGAAGCACGGUAGCUUCCGGUGCAGGUGGCCUUGGUGACGCCCACCCAGGUGGCGGGGUGACUGCUGGUGAUGGGGCUGGAGAGGAAACAGGUGCAGGGUCUGGACCAGAGGCACCGCUGGUGACCAGCGGACAUGGGGGCAGCGCCGCAUCCCUGAGGGUCAGCAGGGCGCCUGGGCCACCUGCUGAGGAGGACCCCACCACGGAUCAGGCGCCUUCUGCUGCCGGACACAGCGGCCAGGUCCCAGCAGAGCCCCCUUGGGAGAACGGCCAGGCGGGGAGUCGGUCCUGGAAGCACAAGUCCAAGACGAAGCACCAGGCAGUGGCGGAAGAGGGGGCCCUGGAGCAGCAGCGGAAGCCCGGGAGCGCCAGGCACCGCAGGGACGCCAAGUUUGAGGGCACCCGAGUGCCGCACCUGGUGAAGCGGAGGCCGUACCAUCGGGCCGACGCUGAGCCUGAGCCUGCGGCUGGGGCUCGCAGUGGUGACGACUACGUCCUGGAAAAGCUCUUCAAGAAGUCAGUGGGCGUGCACAGCGUGGUGAGGCACGAUGCCAUCAUGGACGGGGCCAGCCCAGACUACGUGCUGGUGGAGGCAGAAGCCAACCGUGUGGCGCAGGACGCCCUGAAAGCCCUGCGGCUGUCCCGUCAGCAGUGCCUGGGUGCUGCGUCUGGCAUUCCCACCUGGACAGGCCGCCAGGGCUCCAGAGUGAGGGGUAGAUUUGGGCAGAAGAGGAACUCCAGCCUCUCCGGGCAGCGCCCUCCAUCGUCUUCAGCAGAGAAAUGCCAGGAUGGUGUGGAGCACUUCAGCGGGAGAGUGCAGGACCCGGACUCCUCCCCUGCCGCCCUGGCGUCCUCCUCCCUCCUGGCCAGGAUGCGGGCGAGAAACCACCUGACCCUGCCCGAGCGCCCGGAGAGCAGGGCCACAGCGGAGGCGCCCACGCCGCCACCCUGCGCCACUGAGCACGAUGAGCUGCUGGUGGAGAUGCGGAACUUCAUCGCCUUCCAGGCCCGCGUGGACGGCCAGGCCAGCACUCGCGAGAUCCUGCAGGAGUUCGAGUCCCGGCUGUCCACCUCGCAGUCCUGCGUCUUCCGGGAGCUGCUGCGGAACUUGUGCAGCUUCCACAGGACGCCGAGCGGGGAGGGGGUGUGGAGACUCAAGCCGGAGUACUGCUGAGCAGCCCCCAGCGCUCCCCAGCUCCUCCGCCAACAGCAUCUACCUCGCCAGCCCUUCCUCGGGCAGGGAAGCCCUCAUCACGCGGCUGAAGGCGUCCUGGCCUGGGAAGGGACUAGAACAAUGUUAGGAGAUCAGGGACCCAGCAGCUGCUCGUCAGCGCCUUGUGCUCCCCGAGACGCGUACAGGGCUGCUGUCUGCGUGUUAGUGGUGCUAGAAACCUGCUCCCGCGCCCUCGACCUGGGCCUCACAUUCAUCCAUCAGUAUUUUGAUACCUAACUUUGAAAUGCAUACAUUUACCGUUUGCCACCCAAAAAAGAUCAGGUUUGCUGUCUUACAAAACAGUUUCCUUAACAAGCAGUCUCCUUGUGGGGUGCCGUUCCAUCAGCAGGUUUUUAAGUUUUCAGGCUUGGUGCUGAGGGUCGAGCUCAAGCCUCACCGCUGAGUGCAGGCUCUGCCCAGGGCUGCGCCCCCUGCGGGUGUUGCCCUAAACAGAGCAGACCUGACUUGUUCAUAAAUACCAGGAUGUCUGUCGGCAAAGCCACGUGGUCAGUUUGUCCUGGUGCUUCUUUAAGCAAUGAGUUCUUAUCUCCCUCCAGCAGUAACUGUAGGCUUGGGGAAAGCUGAAAUGUGUGAAGUUUUAGAAAUAAAUGAACAUCCAAGCAGAACUGCUAUAAAUGCACCGAGUGGCGCACACCUGCCGGGGCCUGCCCUGCAGACCCCAUGGGUCAGACGUCCCAGCCCCGAGGUGGAACCGGGGCCUUCGGAGCGAGCACCGCAUCACCAGGCUUCCCUGGCCGCAGGCCUUGCUCCCUGAACCUGAUGCUGCCCGAGCAGCUUGCUGCUCGCCUGGGUCUGUCGCGCCUGGGUUUGUGGGUCCGGGGCGGUGCAGCCUUGCUCUGGCCCUCCCUCCGCCUUGCUCCUUCCGGUUCCGGUGGGGAGGAAGCCAGACUGCUUUCUUCACUUUGCCAUAGAGGAGUGCUCAGGCCAGUGCUGACCUUCAGUGCCGGGCUCCGGGGGCAGCACUCAGGCUGGUUUGCUUCCGGGCAGCGCCCACUUAUUUUUAGGUUUAUGACCUUAGCCUCUAGAAAUCUCUGUCACUUUGUUCUCAGGACUUCCCAGCCACAGGGGCAGAAGUUUCAAUCAUACUGAGCUGCAGAAGGUGUAGCCUUGUCUCUAACUAAAGAAAAGUCCCUGUCCCAAGCUGCAGUGCAGCGGGCUCGAGGCGGUGUCCCCCAGCUGCGCCCACCCCGGGCUUCAGGGGGUCACACUGGACUGGACGCUUAGCCCCGUCCUCCCAGUGGACGCACAGGGACAGCAGGCUCUCUGCAAGUGGCUUUGACAAGGCAGAGUAACUUCCUUAGAUAAGGUCUAAGUUCUAGAACACUUAAUCCUCUUGCAGUGUAAAUAUAUUUAAUGUGUAAAUAUCAGAAGGAAUAAAAGAUUUAAAGUUUUCGUCA